GAUUCAUGUUGCACAAGAUUUUUUUUUUUGUGUGAAUAGGAAUAUCUCGUGUAUGUAUAUAACCACCUCACACCCCUCUUCCUCUACCUAAGUGAUACUCUCCGUCGUACUUUGCCGGAAAACGUUCAGUUUCGCCAUAAAUUCCGGUGGUACAGACCACAGUUUCACUAGGUUCGAAGGAAAGUUAUCUCACUUUCUGUUACUGGAUCUAUAAUCUUUCAUCCUUGAAUCACACUUUUGUAAUCCAAUUUCAAUCUCUCUAUCCAAAAAUGAGAACAAAAAUGGCGAAUCAAUGUUUGAACAUAUCACAACAUUCAAUCCCACACUCUCCUUCUCCAUCGCUACAAACGUUAGCCUCUGCAAUCUCAUCACCUUCAUCAAAACGACGCAGUUUAACUCACCUCGCUCUCGCGUACCGUUACAUCCACCGGUCUGCAAUAUUCGGAACCAAAUUGAACAGAUCUGAAACACCUAAAACACAUCAUCGAAUCAAACGAUCUGUUUCCGCUCAAUUUUCCGAUGAGGAAUUCUCGAAGCAGAUUAAUGAAUUAGCUCUCCGGUUUCAGGUUUCCGAUGACGUUGAAAGUAACCGAAACUACGACGGUUUGGAAACGGAAUUGGAGUGGCAGGGGGAUAUGAUUCCGGCGAGUAUAGAACGGAAAGCGAACAGUGUAGAUCUACCGUUUUCGCUGCGAAUAAUUAAGCGAAAGAAACAAUGUAUAAAAGAAGCAGGUCAAUCGGCUUAUUGUUCAGUGAAAAAAGCGUUUUCAUCAAUGGUGUUUAUAAUCCGUGAGCUUCAAAGCUACACGUUACAGAUGAGAGAGGUUUUAUAUUACGAAGAUUUACAACAUAUAUUAGUCAGAGUUCAAAAGGAGAUGAACGCCUCUUUUGUUUGGUUGUUUCAGCAGGUGUUUUCACAAACACCUACUUUAAUGGUGUAUGUUAUGAUUCUGUUAGCUAAUUACAGCGUCCAUUCAAUGUCAUACAACUUUGCGAUUCCAGCGGAAACCACAACUGUAACCACCACAACAGUGGAGUCGGUUUCCAAAACUAAAUUUGAUUCAUCGUCUGUGAAAACAUUUGUUACGAAUUCGGGUGGGAAAACGACGUCGGUUGGCGGAAACAACAACGGCGGCGGUGGAAACUUCCGGCCGGUGGCUAGUGGAACUGACGGUGACGGAAGGUUUGACGGAUCUGUAACGGCGUCAUCAGCGGUUGGGGAUCAGUUGAGAACAAGUGAAGAGUCGGUUUCUGGUCAGGCGAGUGAGGAUGAGGAGCUCGAGUCGUGGAAUUCCGUUGUCGAGGAAGCUGAUAGAAUGCAAAAUGUGAUCGGAGAUGACGGUUUGGAUCGUGAGACGAUGAAGAGAUUUGUUUCUCCGGUGACGGUGAAGAUUGAGGAAGAAGAUGUAACGGGUUAUUUCAAAACGGAGCUUCUUUAUCAAACGGGUUUGUCACAGGAACCCGAUAACCCGUUACUUCUAGCCAAUUAUGCUCAGUUUCUAUAUCUCGUUGCACGAGAUUACGAUAGAGCUGAGGAUUACUUCAAGAGGGCUUCUACGGUUGAACCAAAGGACGCAGAGGCGCUAAACAAGUACGCGAGCUUUUUAUGGCAAGUUAGAAAGGAUUUGUGGGCGGCUGAAGAGACAUAUCUGGAAGCGAUAUCUGCGGAUCCUAACAACUCGUUUUAUGCUGCGAAUUACGCGCAUUUCUUAUGGAGUACCGGUGGCGAAGACACUUGUUUCCCUCUUGAUUCGGCAGAGGAUGUGUAAAGUAACUGGCUGGCUCGGGUUUAGGUUAGACAGUUGGGAUAAUAAUCGGGUUUGUGCGGUGAAAUUGGACGUUGUUUUGAUGGUGGUGAAGGUUGGAAUGCACAAGGGAAAGUAUGAAUUUUGUAUAAUUUUGGUAUCCCGGCUAAUGGUGGUUUUGAAAAAGGAUGAAAGUUGUAAUUAAAAAUUUGUUGAUAUGUAAUUACAAGUGAAAAUGAAAUUAGACGGAAAGCAACUACUUUUUUUACGUAUUCUCGUGCAUUAAGAUCGUUCAUCAAAAGGUCAAAAGUU
Helianthus annuus (common sunflower) is the source of this 2057-nucleotide messenger RNA. RefSeq lists its product as uncharacterized. Lineage: Eukaryota; Viridiplantae; Streptophyta; Magnoliopsida; Asterales; Asteraceae. Bases 270 to 1769 code for a protein of 499 amino acids. The transcript is spliced from 3 exons. The record is from RefSeq and is a predicted model, not a curated record. Gene Ontology annotation, molecular function: protein binding.